AUGGACGACAAAUAUGGCCCAAUUUUCAGCAUCCGUCUUGGACUUCGCCCGGUAAUUGUGGUUAGCAAUUGGGAGUUCGCCAAAGAACUGUACACCACUCAUGACAGUGCCGUGGCAUCGUGUCCUCAAAUGCUAGCAGGAAAGCACUUGGGAUACAACUAUCCCAUGUUUGGCCUUUCUCCAUACGGAGCUCACCAGAAGGUCAUGAAAGAAACAUCAAAAGAAUACGACAAUCUCUUGGAGGUGUGGCUAGAAGAGCACCGUGAUCGACGGAAGGGACAUACCCAUUCGGGUAGUGCAGAUCGUGAUUUCAUUGACGUGAUGAUCUCAAAGCUUAAGGAUGUCAAUAAAGAUAAUUAUGAUGCUGAUACCAUUAACAAAUCUACAUGCUUGAAUUUGAAUCUCGCGGGAGUAGACACGACGGCCACCAUGCUUACAUGGACUAUUUCCUUACUCAUGAACCAUCGCAAUGUGUUGAUGGAGGUUGAGGAAGAAUUGGACAUCCAUGUGGGUAAAGAAAGGAUAGUGGAGGAAUCUGAUAUUCCCAAAUUGGUGUACCUCCAAGCUGUUAUAAAAGAAUCCCUAAGGCUAUAUCCACCGGUUCCACUAGGAGGCCCAAGAGAAGUCACCCAAGAUUGUGUUGUCGGCGGCUAUAUAUCAUGUGGCGGCAGGGACAAGACUUUUCUUUAACGUAUGGAAACUCCAACGCGAUCCUAAGAUAUGGUCGGAGCCGUUAGAGUUUCGGCCAGAGAGAUUCAUGACUACCCAUAGAAAUAUAGAUUUCCGUGGCCAGAAUUUGGAGUUGAUUCCUUUUGGUGCCGGUAGGAGAGUGUGCCCAGGAAUAAACCUUGGCAUGCAAAUGGGACACUUUGUUUUAGCUAGCUUGCUGCAGUCUUUUAAGCUCCUAAAU
Impatiens glandulifera is the source of this 910-nucleotide messenger RNA. RefSeq names its product cytochrome P450 82A3-like. Gene Ontology annotation, biological process: defense response to other organism. The transcript is spliced from 3 exons. The coding region runs from base 1 to 690 and encodes 229 amino acids. The record is from RefSeq and is a predicted model, not a curated record. NCBI's taxonomy places the organism in Eukaryota, Viridiplantae, Streptophyta, Magnoliopsida, Ericales, Balsaminaceae. Gene Ontology annotation, molecular function: monooxygenase activity; heme binding; iron ion binding.